AUGCGUUUCUUGAACGCCUCUGUACGCCGUGGAAGAUUGUUGCGUAUACACCACACCAUCCUACACGAGUUCGACAAUCGCGACUCGGUUCCUUCCGAGGUACCAAUAAAGAAGUUGUUUGCUUGUCACGUAGACUCGUUUAAUCACCUCACCAAUCUGGGAUUCGAUCAGAUAUUGCGAUGUGUGAAACCUGAAAAGUUCCAACAAUCGGCUGGCUGUCCAGAACUCAUGCUAUGGCUUGAGGACUUGAAAUUGGAGUCACUUAAAUUUCGCCAUCGCAUUUCGGGACGCACGGAGAGUCAAAAGACGCCCAGAGGUUGUCGUGAAGGAGGUGAAAGUUACAAGGCGCCACUCUCAGUUCAGUUUUGUUGGCAAAUAGAUGGAGAAAAUGUGCAGAGACGCGUUGUAAAUCUCGGAGAUUGUCCAGUGAUGGUCAAGUCUGAUGUUUGCUCGCUCGCACUACUUUCUCCAGCACAACUAGUGGCACGUGGUGAAGAAGCACACGAAGCAGGAGGAUAUUUCAUCAUCAAUGGUAUCGAACGAAUGAUUCGUAUGAUCAUACAACAACGGAGGCAUCAUAUUCUUGGACUCUGCCGACGAGCUUUUACGAAACGCUCACCUUUGUUUUCUGAGUUCGCUACUGUCAUUCGCUGUGUCACUGAGGAUGAGCACUCGUCUAUAGUUCGCUUGCACUAUAUGCGAACCGGUGCGCUACGUCUGGCUCUCCAGCAUCGACGACAAGAGUUUUUCAUACCAGCUGGCAUAGUAUUACGGGCACUUGCAGUAUGCUCUGACGCUGAGAUGUAUCGGCAAGUGUGCCUGCAUUUGCGAAGCGCUGGAACUGAUGAAACCUUCAUUGAGGACCGUUUGGCUCUACUUCAACGAGAAUGUCAUGAACUUCAAAUACGAACGCAAAUGUGUGCGUUAUCUUACUUAGGACAGCAUUUUCGUACACUUUUAGAUCUUUCUUCUGACGAAAGUGAUAUUUCUGUCGGUGAGCGCUUUCUCGAAGAUUUUAUUUAUGUUCAUCUUCAACAUAAUGGUGACAAAUUGUCGUUGCUGAUUCUCAUGUUGAGUAAGCUUCUGUCGAUCGUGACGGGUCGGUGUAGUCCCGACGACCCGGACUCGCUAGUCAAUCAAGAAGUCCUGGUGCCCGGCCUCCUCCUUCAAGCUAUGAUUCGUGAGAAGGUGCGGAUAGCUUUCCAGAAGGUAGUGACGCAUCUUCGACGCACACAGGGCAGCUGGAGUGAGGAGACUAUUUCGCAUCUCAUCAAUGAAUCUGGCUCUAGUGAUGUAGGGAAAGUAGUGGAAUAUUUCCUAGCCACCGGGAACUUAGUUAGUCCAACUGGGCUCGGUUUAAGCCAAACAAGUGGUUUUACUAUUGUUGCAGAGAAGCUAAAUUACUUCAGGUAUAUUUCACACUUUCGCUCCGUACAUAGAGGAGCGUAUUUUAUGGAACUACGCACGACAACUGUUCGUAAGCUCUUACCCGAAUCAUGGGGCUUCUUAUGCCCAGUACAUACCCCAGAUGGAUCACCUUGUGGUUUACUGAAUCAUUUGGCAGAGAUGUGUGAAAUUGUCAUGCCUGACACAGAUCAUGUGUUUCAACAAAAGCGUUUACUGCAGAUACACUCGGUACUGGAUAGGGCUCUUAUUAGUGUAGAACAAUAUGACUGUGGAUACGCGCAUGUUCCAGUCGUGCUGGAAGGUUCGUUUGUAGGCUAUAUCUCGGCAGAAAAUGCAUCCCAUGUGAUUUCUGCUCUGAGAGCGUUUAAGGUGACCUUGACAACGUCAGUUUUGCGCAUGAGUGAAAUCUCUUAUAUUCAUCCCGGUGGUGAACAUGGUUUGUUUCCAGGUUUGUAUAUUUUCUAUGGUCCUUCUAGGUUGAUGAGACCAGUGAAGCAAGUAGAGAGCAUGAAAGUUGAGUUCAUCGGUACACUUGAACAAGCCUUCCUUUCUAUUUCUGCACAUCAAGUAGAAAGUCACAAUGCAUCAUAUACGCACGCAGAGAUUAGAAACACUUCUGCGCUAAGCUGCGUCGCAAGCUUAACGCCUUGGUCCGACUUCAAUCAGAGUCCCCGUAAUAUGUAUCAGUGCCAGAUGGCCAAGCAGACGAUGGGAACACCAAUGCACACUAUUUGCUACCGGAGUGAUACCAAACUUUACCGUUUACAUACUCCGCAGCGACCCUUAGCACUAACAUGCACUUACGACAAAUAUUCGCUAGACGAUUAUGCGCUUGGCACAAAUGCAGUUGUAGCCGUCAUUGCAUACACUGGAUACGACAUGGAAGACGCAAUGAUUGUGAACAAGGGUUCGCUCCAUCGCGGUUUCGCACAUGCCACAUUAUACAAAACGCUUGUUGAGGGUAUAUCAGCAAAUGAGACAUUAAGUCGGAGGGAUAACACCUAUACCAGUGAAAAUAAGCAGCUCGACGGUACUGGCUCUGUGCAGCUGGGCUCUAUUGUUCGGCCAGGCGACACACUUCUAAAUUUACACAGCUCAGAUGGUGUAACCAAGGGUAGAUCGAUUCGUCUUCGAGGAACAGACGCAGCGGUAGUAGAUAAGGUUGUGCUAACUCAGUCUGUUAAGCAGGCUGCGACGAAGAAUGACAAACGUGCUGCUAUUACUCUUCGUUAUGAUAGAAAUCCAGUCAUAGGGGAUAAGUUCAGCAGUCGUCAUGGACAAAAGGGCGUUCUCAGCUUCCUGUGGCCAGAAGAAGAUAUGCCUUUUAGUGACCGCACAGGUCUUCGACCCGACGUUAUCAUCAAUCCGCAUGCCUUUCCGUCGCGAAUGACUAUUGGUAUGCUUGUUGAGAGUUUGGCUGCCAAAGCUGGUGCUAGCACAGGAAUUUUUGCGGAUGCAACUCCUUUCAAGCAUAGUGACAAGGAGAUUUCACCCACAGAAGAAUAUGGCAAGUUGCUUCGAGAAAGUGGCUACAAUUUCUGUGGUAGUGAACGUUUGGUCAAUGGUUGUACAGGUGAGAGCUUCAGUGUUGAUAUUUUUAUUGGUCUCGUGUACUACCAACGUCUGCGCCAUAUGGUGAGUCUUUUUCAUACUUUUCAUGUGCGGUCAACUGGCCCAAACAAUCCUCUCACGAUGCAGCCGAUCAAAGGAAGAAAGUCAGGUGGUGGUAUACGUUUCGGUGAAAUGGAACGCGAUUCACUCCUUGCCCAUGGUGUAGCAUACUUGGUGAGCUUGUUGCAUAUCUGCUCAGAUAAUCGAGAUGCUUGGGUUUGUAAUAUGUGUGGUAGCUUGAUAGCCCCUUUGACAUGCGUGGCGUCUAUCCGUACUGACGAAUACUCGUCUCGCAGAACGAGUUGUCGGGUCUGUGAUUCAGCACACAAACUUGAACGCAUUUCCAUUCCACAUGUUUUCAUUUAUCUUACGGCAGAGCUUGCGGCGAUGAACAUAUCAGUACAAGUCAAAGCGAAGUAA
Molecule: messenger RNA, 3438 nt
Organism: Ostreococcus lucimarinus CCE9901
Lineage: Eukaryota; Viridiplantae; Chlorophyta; Mamiellophyceae; Mamiellales; Bathycoccaceae
Gene: Acr2
Product: DNA-directed RNA polymerase I polypeptide 2
Exons: 4
Coding region: 1-3438 (1145 amino acids)
Biological process (GO): DNA-templated transcription
Cellular component (GO): nucleus; RNA polymerase I complex
Molecular function (GO): DNA binding; DNA-directed RNA polymerase activity; ribonucleoside binding
Source: RefSeq, a predicted model, not a curated record